This is a messenger RNA of Dendroctonus ponderosae (mountain pine beetle), 2814 nucleotides long. Its product is annotated as glucose dehydrogenase [FAD, quinone]-like. The record is from RefSeq and is a predicted model, not a curated record. NCBI's taxonomy places the organism in Eukaryota, Metazoa, Arthropoda, Insecta, Coleoptera, Curculionidae. The transcript has 12 exons. The coding region runs from base 530 to 2650 and encodes 706 amino acids. Gene Ontology annotation, molecular function: flavin adenine dinucleotide binding; oxidoreductase activity, acting on CH-OH group of donors.
GGAUUAAUAUGACAUAAACAUGUUCAAAAACCAAUAGUAGCAGCGGUUACUAUUGAUGAAGUAGUGUUGGAGCAUUUUUAAUUUCUAGAUGGGAACAUACCUGAAUUAAUCACACAAAAUUGCGGACUGCUCAUUGCGGUCCAAAUUCGUAAGUAAUUCGAAACGAUUACGAAAGUUUGAAAACAAAUACCCAUUUUAAUAACAUUGUAACAAAACACUAAACAAUUGAAAAUUGACCAAGUAACCCAUAUGUAAGUGAAAUGUGAAAUAAGGUGUAACAUAAUCUACAUUCCGCAGUAAGUAUUUUAAAUGUUACCGACGAUGUGCUAAUUAUCGCAUUUCUUGCAUGGAAUUAGUGUCUUAAAAUGGUUUGAAUUUUCGGAUACAGCAAUGUUUGAAAAAAAAAUAUUUUAAAAAUUAAAAAUUAAGGUUCUUCUUCGAUAUUCUGAUACAUUUUUGCUGUACUGUAAUAUGAAAGCCAAAUAACCUUUGAAAUUAAGUUUUAGAAAAGCACAAAACAUACUUAAAGAUGGCCGGAGUGAGUCAGCAAAUGAACUUGUACUCUCUUACGAGAAUGGCUUUAACAUUAGGACCUGGAUUGGGAUUUCUAUUAUAUCUGCAUUCUGCAACUUUAAAUCAAAGACCAGAUAUAUUGGACAGAGAUAAUCGUAUAAGAGAUACAGUGUACACGGAAAUAAAAGAUAAUUAUGAUUUUAUCAUAAUUGGAGGAGGCAGUGCCGGUUCAGUUUUAGCGAACAGAUUGUCGGAAAAUCCGUUCUGGAGUGUUCUUCUUAUUGAAGCUGGUCCGGACGAGAUCAGUGUAACAGACAUGCCUAUGAUGUUUCCAGCGCUCCAAUUAACGCCCUUUGAUUGGAAAUAUAAGACAGAACCAGGUGAUAAGUAUUGCCAAGCAAUGGUUAAUGAACAGUGUAACUGGCCAAGAGGAAAAGUAUUAGGAGGAUGUUCAGUUCUAAACGCCAUGCUCUAUGUUAGAGGCAACAGGCGAGACUACGACAGAUGGGCUGACAUCGGAAAUCCAGGCUGGAGCUUUGAUGAGGUGUUGCCGUACUUUAAAAAAUCAGAAGACAUGACUAUCGAUGAAUACAGAGAAGAUCCUUACCAUGGAACAGGUGGUUAUUUAACAGUUGAAAAAUUCAGGUAUCGAUCUCCCUUGUCCGAAUGGUGGCUUGACGCAGUUAGAGAAGCUGGUUACGAUAUAAGAGAUAUAAAUGGAGAAUAUCAAACUGGAUUUAGCUUGUCACAUGGUACUUUAAGAGAUGGAUUGCGGUGUAGUACAGCCAAAGCAUUUUUAAGAUCCGUGUCUGACCGUCCCAACUUGGAUGUGAGUUUACAUUCGCAUGUUCACAAAGUGUUGCUCAACGAUAAUAAUCAAGCUUAUGGAGUCAAGUUUACAAAAUUUGGACUGGAGAAAACCGUUUAUAACGAUCGAGAAGUUAUUCUCAGCGCUGGAGCUCUCGCCUCCCCUCACUUAUUAAUGUUGUCUGGUAUUGGACCUAAAGAGCACUUGGAGGAAGUCGGUAUUGACCCGUUAAUCCAUUCGCCAGGUGUAGGAAUGAAUCUUCAAGAUCACGUAGCCAUGGGUGGCGCAUCGUACCUUUUCGACCCAGGCGAAUACUAUGCAGACAAAACAUGCAGCUUCAGUUUACCUAAAGUAUUUUCCACUGAAACUGUCAAUGACUUUGCAAACAAUAAGUCAGGACCUGUCUACUGGUUACCUGUAUGCGAGGUCAUGGGAUUUGCAAAUACAAAAUAUGCCGACUACGAAGACGAUUGGCCCGAUGUGCAAUAUUUCUUUGCCCCCUACUCAGAUAGUUCUGAUGGUGGCCUAUUCAGUAAAAGAGCUGCAGGUUUAAAGGAUGACGUCUUUUCAGCAGUAUAUGAAGAAAACUUGUAUAAAGAAUCAUUUUCUAUUUUAACACUUUUACUCAGACCCAAAAGUCGGGGCAGGCUCCUUUUGAAAGAUAAAAAUCCCGAUUCGAAAAUAUUGAUUUACCCGAAUUAUUUUAAUCAUCCUGAGGAUGUUAAAGUAUUGGUAGAAGGAGCAAAAUUAGCGCACAAGAUAGCGACAGAAACUCCAACAAUGAAAAAAUAUAGAGCAAGAUUUAACCCCUAUAGAAUGCCCGGUUGUCACAAUCUCGAAUUCCUAUCUGAUGAAUAUUGGACAUGUUUGGCUUACCAUUACACCCUUACUAUCUACCACCCAGUGGGGACUGCCAAAAUGGGCCCGGAUGAUGAUUAUAUGGCCGUGGUAGAUCCAAGAUUGCGAGUUAGAGGAGUAACAAAUCUCAGAGUUGUAGACUGCAGUAUAAUGCCCUACAUACCCAAUGGAAAUACGAAUGCCCCCGUUAUUAUGGUAGCUGAGAAAGCUGCUGAUAUGAUAAAAGAGGACUGGCGAGUGCUGAACAAACCCUAUACCAGUUCGGAUGAGUCUAGCAGUGAAGAAUCGGAUGAGAAAAUUGAUGACAGAAGCAGUGAAGGUGCAGAAUCUCCAGAUAAAGAAAGUUAUGCUGCUAGAAAUUCAGAUCCGCAAAGUAAAACUCGCCUUCCACAACAGGAGGCUGAGAACCCAGUUUUAGAAAUGGCAAUGCAAAAAACGCCAAUUAUAAAUCGCAACAUGGAUUAUUGGUAAUCAAACAUCAAUUACUGGAAACUACAUCAAUAUUAUAGGCCACAAGAAAAUUGUUGGAGUCUGCCUAGUCACUGUUAAGAAAGACAAAAAGUAUGUUUGAGUUAGAAUGUCUAAAAAACCGUUAAAGCUUUCAUAAGGAAAAAUAAACGUUAUUCGCUCGCAAA